CCUCUAUCGCAUGCUGUUUCUUUCGGUCGCACAGCUGCCGUUCAGUACCUGAUCGACAACGGGGCUGACGUCAACACAAGCGAUGUCCAUGGAGGGUUCCCGCUCCAUUCAGCUGGACUUUGGGCUCACAACGAGAUCAUGGGCCUUUUGCUCGCAGCCGGCGCGGACGUACACGUGACGAACGACCAUGGGGCAACGCCC
Aureococcus anophagefferens is the source of this 201-nucleotide messenger RNA. RefSeq lists its product as hypothetical. Gene Ontology annotation, cellular component: nucleus. Gene Ontology annotation, molecular function: transcription cis-regulatory region binding; protein binding. The annotation marks the transcript as partial. The transcript has a single exon. NCBI's taxonomy places the organism in Eukaryota, Pelagophyceae, Pelagomonadales, Pelagomonadaceae. Gene Ontology annotation, biological process: positive regulation of transcription by RNA polymerase II. The record is from RefSeq and is a predicted model, not a curated record.